UACACUUUUCUCAUUAUCUCUCUACAUAUUUCUUUCUUCUUGGUCGUUUCUUGUCAACUUAAAGAAACCUUAUCAAAUCAUAAUAAAAGCUUACUAACUCCUACUUGCCACAUAUAUAGUAGUGUGGGAGAGGGAGAGCAAUAUAUAAGAGAAGAAGAAGAAGCAGUACUACACAACAACUUAACUAGGGUCGUUCUCUUGCCACAUUGCUGAAGAGAUGUCAAACAGAAGAUCAUCAAGACAAUCUUCAAGUACUGCUCCAAGGAUCUCCGAUGAUCAAAUGAUCGACCUAGUUACUAAGCUCAGGCAGAUAUUGCCUGAGAUUGGUCAACGACGUCGUUCAGAUAAGGUAUCAGCCUCGAAAGUGUUGCAAGAGACAUGCAACUACAUAAGAAACUUGAACAGAGAAGUUGACAACCUCAGUGAACGUUUGUCUCAGCUUCUUGAAUCUGUCGAUGAAGAUAGCCCUGAAGCCGCCGUUAUUAGAAGCCUCUUCAUGUAACUUUUUUUUUGUUAUUGUUUUUUGGUUUUUUGACAAGCUAAGCCCUACUCAUGUAAUCUUUAAUGAUCACUCUAU
Capsella rubella is the source of this 577-nucleotide messenger RNA. RefSeq names its product transcription factor PRE1. The record is from RefSeq and is a predicted model, not a curated record. The transcript has 2 exons. Bases 218 to 502 code for a protein of 94 amino acids. NCBI's taxonomy places the organism in Eukaryota, Viridiplantae, Streptophyta, Magnoliopsida, Brassicales, Brassicaceae. Gene Ontology annotation, biological process: regulation of growth; regulation of DNA-templated transcription. Gene Ontology annotation, molecular function: protein dimerization activity.